AUGGAUGAAGCUAGAAAACCAAGUCAGUUGAGUCUUGACGGCAAUAUUAGUGCGAACUGGAAAAAAAUCAAACAAAGCUACCAAAUUUACAUGAAAGCUACCGAAAAAAAUCUGAAGUCUGAAGAAAUUAAAACAAAUAUAUUUCUUAGCAUAGCUGGAGAAGAAGCUAUUGAAUUAUUUAAUACUCUAGAUAUUAAAGAAGAAGAUAGAGUAAAAGAAACAAAUGUUAUGGAAGCCUUUGAAGCUUAUUGUAAUCCAAAGAAAAAUAUUGUCUAUGAAAGGUUUAAAUUUUAUAAAAGACAACAAUUAGAUGGAUUAGGGUUCUGCAAGUUAUCAGCACUAGAUUCUUUAUGGUUUAAACUAGACCCUGGAUAG
Molecule: messenger RNA, 375 nt
Organism: Brassicogethes aeneus
Lineage: Eukaryota; Metazoa; Arthropoda; Insecta; Coleoptera; Nitidulidae
Source: the annotation of a GenBank genome assembly